AUGAGCGUGACCAUGCCUGCCAACCUAAGUUUGGCAACCUGUAGCCCCUUGGUGCUGGCUUCCGCUGCGGUAGCGCAUGAGAAAUAUGGCGAGCUUGUUCGCGUUGGCCCGAACACGGUCUCCAUCCACAACCCGGAACUGAUUCCCACGAUAUACACUGCGAGAACAGGAUUUCCAAAGUCAGAUUUCUACCCCACACUCCAGGCCUACACUCCGAAUGGGGGCUCGUUGGAAGCCAUCUUCAACACCACCAGCGAUGAAAUCCACAAGAAGCUCAAAACGCCUAUCGCGCCCCUGUUUACGCUUGCCAAUGUCCCGUCCCUGGAGCCACGCGUCAACGAAGUCCUCGAAUGCAUACACGAGAAGCUGGAGCAGAAAUUCGUUGGCAACGAUCAAGUGUUUAAUCUAGGCGAUUGGCUCCAGUUCUUCGCAUUCGAUGUCAUGGGUACAUUGACGUUCUCAAAGCGUUAUGGUUUUCUGGACACCGGCAAGGAUGUUGGAGGCAUGCUGGCAAGCAUUGUAUUUUUCAUGCGAACCUCUGCACCGUUUACACAAAUGCCCAAGAUCGACUGGCUCCUCCGAAAGAACCGCGUAGGUGACGCCAUCCAACGAGCUUUGGGACUCCAAGCGUCCAUGAGUAUCAUGGGGUUUGUAGGAAAGGCCAUUACCGAGAAGAGGGCAGCUCUCGCCAACGAUGUUGAGAAGAGGGACGUGGCAACUGACAAAUAUGCUCGUGGAUCGGACUUUCUCACAAGAUACGUCGAGGUGUCACAGCAAGACCCUUCGCUUCCGCCAUCGGCCCCAGCUGCAUGGACGUUUUCCAAUGUCAUCGCUGGCUCCGACUCGGUGGGAAGUCUAAUGCGCACAACUAUGUACAGCUUGCUGGUUUACCCUCACACGCUGGAGAAGCUCUACAAAGAACUGAAGAAUGCCAAUGUUUCGAGGCCAUACCCAACAUGGACUGAGACACGGAACCUGCCGUACUUGGACGCCUGCGUCCUCGAGGGAAUCCGCAUGCACCCACCCUUUGCCCUUCCUUUCGAGCGCGUCGUACCAAAGGGCGGCAUCACAAUCGCGGGACAACAUCUACCUGAGGGGACUGACGUUGGUGGAAAUGCCUACGUCGUGAACCGAAACAAGGAUUGGUUCGGAGACGAUGCUGAAUUCUGGCGACCAGAGCGAUGGACUGAGAAGGAUGAGGCUCAUAAGAGAAAGUUGGAGGCUGGGAUUCUCACAUUCGGCGGUGGGCGUCGGAUCUGCAUUGGCAGAUAUGUAGGCAUCCUGGAAAUCAAGAAGAUCUUGGCUUUUCUCGUAGCCAACUAUGAUAUACAUGUCGUAGACCCCCAAAGGUUCGAGUAUGAAAACUCGUGGUUCUUAUUCCAAAAGGGUCUGUAUGCAAGGAUCGAGAAACGGCCAGAGGCGAUGUAG
Diaporthe batatas is the source of this 1428-nucleotide messenger RNA. RefSeq lists its product as uncharacterized. Lineage: Eukaryota; Fungi; Ascomycota; Sordariomycetes; Diaporthales; Diaporthaceae. The transcript is spliced from 7 exons. Gene Ontology annotation, molecular function: heme binding; oxidoreductase activity, acting on paired donors, with incorporation or reduction of molecular oxygen; iron ion binding. The coding region runs from base 1 to 1428 and encodes 475 amino acids. The record is from RefSeq and is a predicted model, not a curated record.